AUGCAUCUGCCGGAAGGACCAUUAGGAAUGGACAACUUCAACGUGAUUCACGAGACGCUGCAGGCUUGUCACGGGGAUUUAGUGAGGACCGGAAGUCCCGCCAUCCUCUGUACCGCGUUGCCAUCGCACUGGAGGUCGAACAAGUCUCUGCCGGUGGCUUUCAAGGUCGUCGCCCUGGACGAGGUCAGCGACGGCACCUUGGUCACCAUCCGAGCCGGCAACGACGAGAACUGCUGCGGCGAACUCAGGAAUUGCACCGCGCUCAUGAAGAACCAAGUCGCCAAGUUCAACGAUCUCAGAUUCGUUGGACGUAGCGGAAGAGGAAAAUCGUUUUCCCUGACUAUCCAAAUCAGCACGGUACCCUUCCAAGUCGCCACCUACACGAAGGCUAUCAAAGUGACCGUGGACGGACCCAGGGAACCACGAUCCAAGUCGAUGAACCCAUGGGUGGACGUGGCGUACCUGAGUCACGCGUGGCACCUGCAUCAUCCCGCGUUCGUGAAAGGAACCAUACCGAUGUCGUCGACGGAACUCUUUCCGCCGACCUUCCCGCCGACCGUUCUGCCGUCGUAUCCGUUCGACCACGUGAAAUAUCCGGCGGAAUUCGCGACGCUGCCGCCAAAAACCAGCAGCAGCACCACCACGCCGGCCACCAUCCCGAACAGCCCGUCCAGAACGCCGCCCAAGAGCCCCAGCGAGUCCGGAAGCGAGUCAGCCGCCGAGGAGAUUCGCAGCGCGUUCGUGCCGAUCAGAUUGAACACGCUGCCGCCAACGUCGUCCGUCAUCACCGCCUCCUCGUCGUCGCCGGAAAGGCUGGCCGGCCCCAAGAAGGUCGCGGAGGGUGCGAGGAACGAGCUGAAGGCGCCAACCGCCCUCAUCUCGCGGUCCCUGUCGCCCAAGAGGAGCCCAUCUCCGACCAAGAUCUCGUCGCCACCGCCUGCGAAACCGGUCUGGAGGCCGUACUAGGGCGAAAGGAUGCCGAGCACUCGGUGAAACGAGGGUAUACGAUUCCCGCUGGAAGGCUAGUGAUUACUUAGACGUCGUCGGCGGAUGUACAGUCUCUUCGGGAGAAGAGAGCGUGACCGACGUUAAUCCGUGUGGGCCCUGCCACGCAGGGCUCUUUUCUUCCUCCCACCUUUCCAUUUCCCGCUCUUCGUUUCCUCCAUCGUUUUUCCUUCAUCGUUUUCACGAUAUUCACCGUCACACGAGGACACGAGAGCGACGCUUUAGCGCGUCCUCGGUUUUACGAGGACGCCGGUGGCGAGAGACGUCUUACGGAGUCGCGUUACGGUGCUCGUAUCUAGACUCCCUUUCUCUCUCUCUCUCUCUCUCUCUCUCUCUCUCGGUGAUCGACGAUCUCUC
Messenger RNA from Eufriesea mexicana, 1362 nucleotides. RefSeq names its product segmentation protein runt. The record is from RefSeq and is a predicted model, not a curated record. Gene Ontology annotation, cellular component: nucleus. The coding region runs from base 1 to 966 and encodes 321 amino acids. Gene Ontology annotation, biological process: regulation of DNA-templated transcription. The transcript has 4 exons. Gene Ontology annotation, molecular function: DNA-binding transcription factor activity, RNA polymerase II-specific; RNA polymerase II cis-regulatory region sequence-specific DNA binding; ATP binding. NCBI's taxonomy places the organism in Eukaryota, Metazoa, Arthropoda, Insecta, Hymenoptera, Apidae.